AAUGAUCGAAGUAGCUGUGUCAUGUUCGGUCAUGUUCGUCUUUCCUGGAAACUAGUUUACUAUAGUGUUUCAGUAGCUGUUGUGUUUUUUUAAGACGGAAUUUUACCUAGUUUUUGUGUACUAAGUUCAUGACUUUAAAUUAAAUGAAAAUGGCUUCCAAAGUUAGAGUUUUCGUUGUGGGCGUUGGAAUGACAAAGUUUGAAAAGCCUGGCAGAAGGGAUGAUUUUGAUUACCCUGAGAUGGCAAAGGAAGCUGUAACAAAAGCUUUGAAUGAUGCUGGAUUGCAGAUAUAUGAUGUAAAACAGGCUUGCAUUGGAUAUGUCUAUGGAGAUUCAACAAGUGGGCAGCGAGCUCUGUAUGAGAUUGGUAUGACUGGAAUGCCUGUAUACAAUGUUAACAACAAUUGCUCAACUGGUUCAACAGCUCUUUUCAUGGCUAAACAACUUCUAGAAUCAGGAAAUGCUGAUUGUGUACUUGCACUGGGGUUUGAAAAAAUGGAAAGGGGUUCUCUUGCUUCAAAGUUUCAUGACCGAACAAAUCCGAUGGAAAAACAUGUUGAAGUAAUGGCUGAAAUUGCUGGUAUAAAUAAUAGUCCCAUCACUGCACAAAUGUUUGGAAAUGCUGGGAAGGAGCAUAUGGAAAAAUAUGGAACAACACCAGAACAUCUAGCAAAAAUUGCAUACAAAAAUCACAAACAUUCCAUAAACAAUCCCUAUUCACAGUUUCAAGAAGAUUAUAGUAUGGAACAAAUCUUGAACUCACCCUGCAUAUAUGGUCCCUUGACAAAGCUCCAGUGCUGCCCUACCUCUGAUGGAUCUGCUGCAGCUAUCUUGGCAACAGAAGAUUUUGUUCAUGCACAUGGAUUAGAGGGACAGGCUGUUGAGAUUCUGGGAAUGGAAAUGGCCACAGAUUUGCCAUCUACGUUUAAUGAUCGCAGCUGUAUGAAAAUUGUUGGUUAUGAUAUGACCAAGAAAGCUGCUGAGACAUUGUUCAGAAAGUCUAACUACAAACCACAGGAUGUGGACGUUGUUGAACUUCAUGACUGCUUCUCAGCUAAUGAACUUAUCACAUAUGAAGCUCUUGGUUUGUGUGAACCUGGAAAAGCAGGAGAAUUGAUUGAUUCUGGAAAUAAUACAUAUGGGGGCCAAUAUGUAAUCAAUCCAAGUGGAGGCCUCAUAUCCAAAGGACAUCCUCUUGGUGCUACUGGUUUGGCACAAUGUGCAGAGCUCUGCUGGCAGCUCCGUGGAAUGGCAGGGAGACGACAAGUGCCUGAUGCAAAGAUAGCUCUCCAGCACAACAUUGGUCUUGGAGGAGCUGUUGUUGUUGCACUGUAUAAACUUGGGUUUCCAGGAGCUUCUGAGGGAAGGUCUGUCAGCUUAAAUUACACCAAUGCAGGUAUUGAUCCAGAUGAUUUUAAGGCAUCCAUUUUGUUCAAAGCAUUGGAAGCAGCUAUGCAGGCAGAUGAAGACAAUCUGAUUGAGAAAGUGAGAGGAAUAUAUGCCUUCAAAGUGCGGAAUGGCCCAAAUGGCAAGGAAGGUUAUUGGAUUGUCAAUGCUAAGACGGAUAAAGGCAGUGUGGAAUUCAAUGGCAAAGCCAAACCUGAUGUCACAUUUAUAAUGGAUGAUGGUGAUGUUGUUGAUUUAAUUUCUGGAAAGUUGAACCCACAGAAAGCUUUCUUCCAAGGAAAGAUAAAGAUACAGGGUAACAUGGGAUUGGCAAUGAAAUUGCAGGAUCUUCAGAGACGAGCAAAGGACAGAAUUGAAGAAUUUAGGUCCAAGUUAUAAUAUAUAGAAUUUAGCCAUUCCAGAUAUUAAAUCAGGUGAAAGGCAACUUUUUUACUUUCUGACAAUAGAUUGUGUAUAUGUGCAUAUGAAAAUAAUUUUUUAUAUCCAGAAGGUUGGACUCUAAAUCUACAUAUUUUGUGCAGAAUGCUCUGAAAACUAGUUUUGUAGAUUUGCAAAGUUAUUCUUGCUUAAAAAUUUUUUGAAUACACUGAACUGCACGCAGUAGCGUAGUUGGUUAGGCACUAUGCUACAAGCUGGAAGGUCAUGGGUUUGAAUCCCAUUGAGGAGGAU
Cryptotermes secundus is the source of this 2075-nucleotide messenger RNA. Its product is annotated as non-specific lipid-transfer protein. Bases 144 to 1784 code for a protein of 546 amino acids. The record is from RefSeq and is a predicted model, not a curated record. Gene Ontology annotation, molecular function: acyltransferase activity, transferring groups other than amino-acyl groups. The transcript has 9 exons. Lineage: Eukaryota; Metazoa; Arthropoda; Insecta; Blattodea; Kalotermitidae.